GAAACAUUUUGGAAGUUCGCCGUUUCCUCUGUCUUUUUUUUUUUUUUUUUGUUGCUUUGAAGUGAGUCGCUGUCCGACGAAGGAGGAGGAAGGCGAUUAUUGAGAUCUCGAUCUUCUCCAUGGCGGGGCGGUACGACAAGAACCCCUACAACGAUGAGGAGGAUGUCAAUCCUUUCUCGGAUCCUGGUGUUCGUAGUAAAGCUGUUAAGUCAAGUCAUGGAGGAGGGCCAUUUUACAUGACAAAUGCUGGAGGUGUUCCUCUUGCAUCAAAUUUGGGACUUUCACCUCUUCCUCCAGAGAACUUUCAUUCAACUGUUGAUAUUCCUCUUAAUACAGAAAAGGAUCUGAAGAGAAGGGAGAAGGAGCUUCAAGCCAGGGAAGCAGAAUUAGAUAAGAGGGAAAAGGAACUCAAACGGAUAGAAGAAGCUGCAGCCCGAGCGGGCAUUAUCAUUGAGGAGAAAAAUUGGCCACCCUUUUUCCCUAUCAUACACCAUGAUGUUGAAAAUGAAAUACCAGUCCACUUGCAAAGAUUGCAAUAUUUUGCAUUUGCAUCAUUGUUGGGUUUGGCUGGUUCCUUGUUUUGGAAUAUCAUAGCAGUAACAGCAGCUUGGAUUGAGGGAGAAGCUGUCAAGAUCUGGCUCCUUUCCAUCAUUUACUUCAUCUCUGGAGUUCCAGGUGCAUAUAUCAUGUGGUAUCGACCUCUUUAUCAUGCCAUGAGGACCGACAGCGCUUUGAACUAUGGAAGGUUUUUCCUGUUUUACUCGCUUCACCUUGGCUUUGUUAUAUACUCAGCUGUGGCUCCUCCAAUUAUUUUUGAAGGAAAAUCUUUGGCCGGUAUUCUACCAGCUAUAGACAUUCUCAGCGAGCAUGCUCUCAUUGCUGGGAUCUUCUAUUUCAUCGGCUUUGGAUUGUUCACUGUUGAAUCACUGCUCAGUGUCUGGGUUAUACAGCAAGUGUACACGUACUUCCGAGGAAGCGGGAAAGCUACAGAAAUGAGGCGCGAGGCGACACAAGGUGUUAUGAGAGCUGCAAUUUCAUCAAACAUUUGAAAUGCUGGUCGACAGACCUGUCAAUUGCCAAAAAAAAUGAACUAAAAUUACCACAAAUUAAUAUUUAUUUAUUUAUUCAUUCAUUCAUUCAAUAUAUUAUGAGGUGUUCUUGUAGUUUUUACAGUUGAGGAUCCACCAUUUAUUCGUGUUCAAAGAAUGAAGUCGUAUGAUAUUUAAUUCGUUAAGUUCUUUUA
Zingiber officinale is the source of this 1243-nucleotide messenger RNA. Its product is annotated as putative secretory carrier-associated membrane protein 1. Lineage: Eukaryota; Viridiplantae; Streptophyta; Magnoliopsida; Zingiberales; Zingiberaceae. The record is from RefSeq and is a predicted model, not a curated record. Bases 120 to 1049 code for a protein of 309 amino acids. Gene Ontology annotation, biological process: protein transport. The transcript has 13 exons. Gene Ontology annotation, cellular component: trans-Golgi network membrane; recycling endosome membrane.